GAUAGAUUUCCUGUUCUACUGCUGACCUCCUUCAUUUCAGCUCCCCUCACUUCAUUUAGUCAGUGAGUAUGACUUAACUGGUUUGUUAACGAAUGUACUUGUGGGCCUACUUCAAGAAAGCCUGCUUUGUUUGCUGAAGGAUCUAUCACUCAGAGGACAGACUGUACAGAGAAACAGCAUUACAGUUUGCUGAAAAGACACUGACAAUAUCCUUGGAGGGAACUAUCCUCUGGGUUAUCAUUGGCCACUAUUACAACUUACAAUUAUCUUUUCAUUAAGGAGCAUUGAAAGACCAACGGUGUUGACAGUUACCACACUUAACUGACUGUAUCAGGGUGCUCACUUAUCACAUCAACAGUCAAAUCAAGGCUCGCUAAGAAAUACUGAGAACUUCUCUGUAACAGAGAGGAGACUUUAUAUUAAAUGAUGGGAGCGGCGCGUGUGAAACGCCGCUUCAGUGCUGUGGUGGAUGGGCCAGUGGAGGAGGAGGAGGUCAUGAGGCUGGCACAGAGUGCUGCAGAUACGGCUAGGGCAGGGGGGAGCCCAACGGGGUCAGGGACCCCAAGCAGCCCCUCCCCAACCCAUGCCCUCAACGGCAAAGCUCUGCCUUUUCAGAGCAACACCAGCAAUGCACGGAGGCAGAGUGCCAUUGGAGAGUCAGUUGGGGGAGAUGCAGGAGGAGAAGGCGGGGUGAGAGCAGGAGGAGAGUGCUCCGGGCUAAGGAGUGGAAGAGGCAGUAGUGGAGGAGGAAGAAGGGAAGGCCGUUCAUCCUCAGACCAGGAUUCACUCUCUUCCCCCUCCACUACAAGCCGCCGGCGCAUCAGGCGCUCAAGCCGCCGGCCCCGACAACGCUUUGUGGGCAAGGACGGACGCUGCAACGUCACCUUCGUCAACAUGAGCGAGAGGGGCCAGCGAUAUCUCAGUGACCUCUUCACCACCUGUGUGGACAUCCGCUGGCGUUGGAUGCUGGUCAUCUUCACCCUCUCCUUCCUUCUCUCCUGGCUUCUCUUUGGAUUUGCCUUCUGGCUCAUUGCCUCUGCGCAUGGGGACCUCUCCAUUCGGCUUAUCCCCAGCACAGGUUCCUCUCUGGGAUCAGGAGAGGCUGGUUCUGGAGGAGAGUCUGAUAGAGAGGCAGUUGUUGAGGAGCCAUGCUUCCUCCAAGUGAACAGCUUCAUGGCGGCCUUUCUAUUCUCCUUGGAGACGCAGACAUCCAUCGGUUACGGAUUCAGAAGCGUGACUGAAGAAUGCCCCCUGGCGGUGGUGGCGGUCGUUUUGCAGUGCAUUGUGGGCUGCAUUAUUGACGCCUUCAUCAUCGGGGCAGUCAUGGCAAAGAUUGCCAAGCCCAAGAAGCGCAACGAGACACUGGUGUUUUCCGAAACAGCCGUGGUGGCACUAAGGGAUGGAAAACUCUGUAUGAUGUGGAGAGUUGGAAACCUACGCAAGAGCCACCUGGUAGAGGCUCAUGUCAGAGCACAACUACUGAAGCCAAGGGUGACACCAGAGGGAGAGUUCCUCCCACUGGACAAUGUAGACAUCAACGUGGGGUUUGACACUGGCACUGACCGCAUCUUCUUGGUCUCACCUGUCACAAUUGUCCACGAGAUCAAUGACGAGUCACCCUUCUUCGAGAUGGACCGAAAGACACUUGAAAAUGACUCUGAGUUGGAGGUAGUGGUCAUACUCGAGGGAAUGGUGGAGGCCACAGCCAUGACAACACAGUGUCGUAGCUCCUAUCUGGCUUCCGAAAUCCUCUGGGGACACCGCUUUGAACCAGUGCUCUUCGAGAGGAAAGACUGCUACCAGGUGGACUACUCGUUCUUCCAUCGGACAUAUGAAAUCCCUAACACACCUUCUUGCAGUGCUAAAGAGCUGGCUGAGCAAAAAUACAUUCAAAGCUCACGCUCCUCAUUCUGCUAUGAGAAUGAAGUGGCUCUGCAACUCGUCUCCCCGGAUGAUGAACCUGACCAAGACCCUGAGUGUCCCUCCCCACCGACACGAAGGCAGUCCCUGGCAGAACAUCUCCACUACAACUGAACUUGUAGCAGCAGACCUGGAGGGAAAGAGAGAGGAAACUGACCCACAAGUUUAGAGGAAGUACAGGCAAAAAGAGAGGUUUAGACAGAUAGGAAUGAGCAAACCAAGAGAGACAAGAUUAAAAGUAGAUAGGACCAUGAUUUUGUCAGUGUCAGGAUUGUUUACAGUAAUUAGACAGGAGAGAAGCUCCAGAAUAGGAGCAGGUUAAGAGAUCCAUUAGAGGUUUGCAAGAUUUAGAUGAGUACUAUUGUAUGGAUUUGACAAUUUUUCAUAGAAAUAGAAAGGAAAUGGACAGAUAGAAAAAGAAUGUGAGGUUUGGGUCAGUCUGCUGGGGAGAUGAGUUACUACACUGGCCUAGUUGUCUGAUUGGCCCUGGCAAUCUUUCAUAAUCAUUGAAAACUUGUCUGCUAAGUCUCACAUCUGGCUCAUCACUAUCACAGCACACUCAUCUGGCUCUGAUGCCUGACUGACAGGGUAUG
Molecule: messenger RNA, 2513 nt
Organism: Toxotes jaculatrix (banded archerfish)
Lineage: Eukaryota; Metazoa; Chordata; Actinopteri; Toxotidae
Gene: kcnj14
Product: potassium inwardly rectifying channel subfamily J member 14
Exons: 3
Coding region: 424-2034 (536 amino acids)
Biological process (GO): regulation of monoatomic ion transmembrane transport; potassium ion import across plasma membrane
Cellular component (GO): plasma membrane
Molecular function (GO): inward rectifier potassium channel activity
Source: RefSeq, a predicted model, not a curated record